Messenger RNA from Psammomys obesus (fat sand rat), 1944 nucleotides. It is a transcript of the gene Abhd8, whose product is annotated as abhydrolase domain containing 8. Bases 173 to 1483 code for a protein of 436 amino acids. Gene Ontology annotation, molecular function: catalytic activity. The transcript is spliced from 5 exons. NCBI's taxonomy places the organism in Eukaryota, Metazoa, Chordata, Mammalia, Rodentia, Muridae. The record is from RefSeq and is a predicted model, not a curated record.
GGGUGGGACUGACGGGCCAGUUUGCUGCGCGGCUGCAGGAUACCCCUGCGCUGACUGCCCGCCGCACGCGCCUGCCCGCGCUAAUGCGGCCGACCCGGCACCACCAUGUAAGGAGCACCUGCAGGUGGAUGCUGGCUUCUCCGCCCGGGACCCCUGCCCCCAGGGCCCCUCGAUGACCUCAGGACACACCAUGCUGACCGGGGUGACAGAUGGUUUCCUCUGCUGCCUGCUGGGGAUGCCCCCCAACGCUGUGCGGCCGCUGGAGAGCGUCGAGUCCAGCGAUGGCUACACCUUCGUGGAGGUCAAGCCAGGCCGGGUGCUGCGAGUGAAGCACGCUGGCCCUGCGCCGAACCCCACACCUCCGCCUCCUCCUGAAGACCAUCCCGGGGUCAAGACCGGCCUCGUGCGCUGCCAGCGCCGCAUCACGGUGUACCGUAACGGGAGGCUGGUGGUGGAAAACCUGGGCCGAGCAGCUCGCGCUGACCUGCAAGGCCGCAGCGGCUCCGGGGACCCACCCGCUGCGCUCGAGGUGGAGCUGGCCGAGCCCGCAGGGGAUGAUGCCCGGGCCACCCCCGGCAGCGGGCGGCGGCGACGCCCCCGGCGUCCUAAGAGGACCAUCCACAUCGACUGCGAGCAGCGCAUCACCAGCUGCAAGGGUGCGCAGGCUGAUGUGGUGCUGUUCUUCAUCCAUGGUGUGGGAGGCUCUCUGGCCAUCUGGAAGGCGCAGUUGGACUUUUUUGUGCGACUGGGCUAUGAGGUGGUGGCUCCUGACCUGGCAGGGCACGGAGCCAGCUCUGCACCGCAGGUGGCAGCUGCCUACACCUUUUAUGCACUGGCAGAGGAUAUGCGGGCCAUCUUCACGCGCUAUGCCAAGAAGCGCAACGUGCUCAUUGGCCAUUCUUACGGCGUCUCCUUCUGUACCUUCCUGGCCCAUGAGUACCCGGAUCUUGUGCACAAAGUGGUCAUGAUCAAUGGUGGAGGCCCCACAGCGCUGGAGCCCAGCCUCUGCUCCAUCUUCACCAUGCCUACGUGUGUCCUGCACUGCCUGUCGCCCUGUCUGGCCUGGAGUUUCCUCAAGGCUGGCUUUGCCCGUCAAGGGGCCAAAGAAAAGCAGCUGCUAAAGGAGGGCAACGCGUUCAAUGUGUCCUCCUUCGUGCUGCGGGCCAUGAUGAGCGGCCAGUAUUGGCCUGAAGGUGACGAGGUUUACCACGCGGAGCUGACGGUGCCUGUGCUGCUGGUCCAUGGCAUGCACGACAAGUUUGUGCCGGUGGAGGAGGACCAACGCAUGGCUGAGAUCUUGCUGCUGGCCUUUCUCAAGCUCAUCGAGGAAGGCAGCCAUAUGGUGAUGCUGGAGUGUCCUGAGACUGUCAACACCCUGCUGCACGAGUUCCUGCUGUGGGAGCCAGAACCCGAGGCCGAACCGAAGCUGCAGCCAGAGCCGCUGCAGCCGGAGCCGGCUCCAGCGGAGGAGGAGGAGAAGUGAGCUGCGACAGCCAGCCUCCUGGAUUCCUGGAUUCCAAGUAGUUGAGGCUCCCUUAGACUCAGCAUAUGCUAGAUGGGCGGGGCCUGGGUAGACCACGCCCCCAAGGCGGGCCAGACACAGCCAGCGUUGGGGACUCAGUGCCCAGGGCAGCCACUGAGUCCUCUCCACAGAGAGUAUAGGGCAUGACUUUGUCCAGAGCCCGCUCCCCGCCUCCCCGAGUCCCUGAAACUGCAGUAGGCGGCCUGCCAUCCGGCUCCGUCUUCUCCGCUGUGCUCCACUCUGCGCCCACUGGGGAGCUCCAAGGCGAACACUGGGGAGGGGCUCCUAUCCGGUCCAGGUAGACCCUGCUACCCCGCCCUCAUUGCUUGGGAUGGGGAACUGAGCACCCAAGGAGGGAGGGGCCAGAGCCACAAAUCCCCGUAAUGGCAACUUGUAACUCAAUAAAAAAGUGACAAUCCAAA